Lactuca saligna is the source of this 492-nucleotide messenger RNA. NCBI's taxonomy places the organism in Eukaryota, Viridiplantae, Streptophyta, Magnoliopsida, Asterales, Asteraceae. The record is from the annotation of a GenBank genome assembly.
AUGAAGAAGAGAGUGUGUGUAUGUGGAGGUUGGCAAUUAACAUGCAUUCCAUCUGUAUAUGCCAUAUGUGUUAUAUCUUCUUUGAAUCUUGAUCCAAAGGAAUAUGUUGUACAGUGCUUUACUAAAGUUGCAUUUCUUGGGAGCUAUGAGUACAUCAUCCAUCCACUGAAUGAUAGUUCCUUGAGGCCCCACACAUCUAAUGUUCACCGGAUUCUACAUCCUAUUAGGAGAAGGGCAGGUGUUCAACACAAAUGUACCAUUUGCAAUGACAUUGGCCACAACACAGCUAGGUGUCCAAAGAGGGGUCCUUCAAAAGCAGGUUCAAGUAAACCAAGAAAGAAGAGUAAUGCAAAGAACUGUCCUUCACAAGCAGGUCAAAACACUCCAGCUCUAAGUACUUCAAUAUAUAUGCAUCAAGAGCCUGUGACUCAAGAGCAUGUCAAUCAAGAGCCUGUGAACCGUGUCCCUGUGAACCAUGUGCCUUUGGAUUAA